AUGUUUGAGGUGUCUUGUGGUGAAAGUCUUUUCCUGGUAUGUAGAUUGGGCGACGACUUGAUAGUUAUGUUUGCGCUGACGAAGCAGUCGGCCGCGAUUGAUGCCAAAAUAUUACAACAGUCGAAAGAACUCAGAGAACAGUUCGACGUCAAAGCUGAACAUCAAUUGGCCGUAAUCAACGCAAAAAUAGAAAAUCAGAUGAUGAGAAUAGAAGACAUCACAUCAAAAAUUGAACAGAAAUAUGAUCAAAAGGUUAUCGGGCUCGAACAGAAGUUAUCUUGCGAAGUGGAUAAACUUAAACAAAAACUGGAAGAAACUAAGAAAAUAAACUCCACACCUGUAUGUCAUGUAACCGCGAAAACAUUGAAAGUGCCAGCAUUCGAUGGAGAAACUUUUUGGAACAUUUAUAAAGCCCAGUUUGAAGCAACAGUAAUGAAUUAUGGCUUAAAUGAAAGUGAAUGGGCAAGAGCUCUUGUGUUUUUAAAAGCUGUUCGAGAUUCAGAUCUUAGACAAACCCUUAUACUAGUGGUCAAACGCAGCCUCAAAGACGCCGUUGCCUACAGUCUUACAUUCGAGUCAGCAAAACAAGCAUCAAAGACUGACGUAAAGCUGCGCCAAAUUUGUGAAAAAUGUUCGUGUCAAAAGAUGGUUCUAGAACAGAAGGGUCAAGAUUAUGGUGCGCCAAAAUGUUGGAAUUGUGGAGAAAAAGGACAUCUACGACGUGAUUGUAAACAAACCUCUAGAAACAAUUACUGUCGUCAUUGUGCAGCAACAUGGCACAAACGAAAUCUACCCCAGACAGUGGCGGAUCCAUAG
This is a messenger RNA of Helobdella robusta, 816 nucleotides long. RefSeq lists its product as hypothetical. Lineage: Eukaryota; Metazoa; Annelida; Clitellata; Rhynchobdellida; Glossiphoniidae. The transcript is spliced from 4 exons. Gene Ontology annotation, molecular function: zinc ion binding; nucleic acid binding. The coding region runs from base 1 to 816 and encodes 271 amino acids. The record is from RefSeq and is a predicted model, not a curated record.